Molecule: messenger RNA, 837 nt
Organism: Talaromyces atroroseus
Lineage: Eukaryota; Fungi; Ascomycota; Eurotiomycetes; Eurotiales; Trichocomaceae
Exons: 5
Coding region: 1-837 (278 amino acids)
Source: RefSeq, a predicted model, not a curated record
AUGGUCCCCAGAACCGCCGUUCUGCUGGCUAUAACUGCCUCUUCUACCCUGGCAGCUCCAGGGAAAGAUAUUCAGAAUGGACCUCCUCACGAACUGGUCAGCAACCCUUCUAGCCAGCAGGUGACUUCGUCAGACGCCUUUACCACCGGCGCCGGGAAUGAGGACAACAGCAACAUCUAUGACGGAACGGGGAGUGCUGGAACAGAUCAGUAUAACUGCUACUACGGCGGCUGGGAGAACUUCCCGCCAAAGUCCGAAUGGAUCGAAUUCGACGCGAUGUGGAACUACUCCAAAAGCGCCAUGUCAACCUCCUGCUCUGACCUCGGCGUUGGAUCGUGCUCCAACGGAGCUGGUGCAUUUGGCGACGGCGAUAGCGACGAGCAAAUCGGCUUGAUCUGGAAUGCGAUCCAGCAGGUUGCCGAGUCAUCGCUGGUGGACCACCGGUUUAUCCUUGCCACUGUUUUGCAGGAGUCGUCUGGCUGCGUGAACGUGUGCGCAUCUACGAAUCCGGAUCCCUCGCAACCGGACAAUCCAGGCCUGAUGCAAUCUGACGGCGGCUCGACUUUUGUGGGCAACUCUGCUAGCACCGCGAGCCAGCAGAGCAGCAUUACGCAGAUGAUUAUCGACGGCACGCAGGGAACGACUGACGGCGAUGGGCUUGUGCAAUGCAUCAACCAGUACGGCAAUAUCUACGAGGCUGCACGAUGCUACAAUUCGGGAUCUGUUGAUAGCUCUAACCUGAAUGACGGCGAAGGGGCGACGGAUUCGUAUGUGAACGAUAUUGCGAACCGGAUGACCGGGUGGUUGUAUGCUGCUUCGACGUACGACAGCUGUUAG